This is a messenger RNA of Epithele typhae, 1614 nucleotides long. RefSeq lists its product as uncharacterized. Bases 1 to 1614 code for a protein of 537 amino acids. Lineage: Eukaryota; Fungi; Basidiomycota; Agaricomycetes; Polyporales; Epitheliaceae. The transcript has 2 exons. The record is from RefSeq and is a predicted model, not a curated record.
AUGUGGGACCCGCACGACGGCAUGGUGACCUUCUCGGGCGCGCACCUGCUCGACUCGGAGCCCAAGCUCCCGUGCGCGCCCGACGACUCCCCGCGCGACGGCCGCGCGUUCGCCGACGACCAGUCCUCCCUCGCCCUCACCGACGUCGCCCUCGUCCGCACGCCGCGCAUCGCCGUCGAGCGCGCCUCCGACGACUCGCACACGCUCCUCGCGGACGACGAGGGCGCGCACGUGUACGCGCGAUACCCGCACCCGCCGCAGUACCCGGGAUGCCACUCCGCCGGGGCAGACUCGUUCGCGUUCGCGCAGCACGCGAUGGACGCCUGCCCGACCCUCGACUCGCGCUCCUUCCUCGGGCUCGGGACCCCCGGGCCUGCGGGCGGCGGCCGGAUGCCGGACUCGCCCGCGGCGGCGUCGUCGAUGGCGCUCGCGUCGAUCGCGAACGUCGCCGCGCCCUGCAGCCGGCGGACGCGCCUGCCCAACGCGCUCGGACGGCUCUCGGAGCAGAUCCGCAACAGGCGGAUGGCGCUCCGGGUCGACACCACGGUUGACCUCCAGUUCGAGCUCGAGCGGGAGGUAGAGCUGGAGACGGAGAUGCAGAUGCAGCGGCAGAGGGAGGAGGAAGAGGAGAAGGAAGAGAAGGAUACAGACACGGGGGUUGAGGUCGUCGAGCUCAGUGGCCGCUUCGACGGACGAUACGCGGGGCGGAUGCGCGGGCGGGCGGUGCCUAUGCCUUGCGACUCGGACAGCGACGUGACGGACGAGGGCUUCUGCGAGGUCCUGCGCCUCGCGCGUCGGUCGGGGAGCUCCCGCAGCUGGGAGCACGUCAACAACAUGUCCUCCGCGUUCUCAGUGACGACGACAUCAACGGAUCAGUACAUCGAAGUCGACCUCCCCCCGUGGCUGGCCGCGAACCCGCCCACGCCCUCCCUCACCCCCGGAAGCCGCCGCCACCGCCGGCUGCACCCCGUCGACAGCGCCGCGUGCUCGACCGCCGCCUCUACCGCCUGGUCCACCCUCCGCGACGCCGACCGCCAGAUAUGCUUCAACGUCCCGCUCGCGACCGGUCGCCGGCUGAAGAAGACGCGUGCCCCCCGCACGCCGUCUCCCCCUCCUCCCCUGCCCGCAUCGCGCCGCCCGCCGCCGACGCGCAGCCAGACCGCACCACCCGCCGCACCGCCGGCGUCCGCCGCCCCUCCCCCGACGUCCGCUACGAUGGUGAAGCGUGUGGUGCGCAGCGUCGGGAGCCCGGUCCCGCUCUCGAGCACGUCGGGCUCGAGCCGGACGAUGGUCGCUUCGCCCGUCGCGCCGCCGGCGGACCCGGCGGAGGUGCUCGCGCGGCGGUACUACAACCACGCGCCGUGCCCGCAGUCAAGCGGGAGCGAGUCGGACUGCGGGCAGCCGGGUUCGCCAGCUGGCUCGGACUCGGUGCACGGGCACGGGCCGUCGUCGUUCGUGGGCUGUGGUGGGGCUCCGGCGCGGACCGUCGUCCGCAAGAAGUCGUUCUUGCAUCGCGUCGUGGAGAACUGCAGGCGGGGCGACGAGGGCGAGAAAUGGGUGUAUGUGGAGGUGGAGCAUAGGGUGACGCAGAAGGUGUGCGCGGUCGCGGUCUGA